This is a messenger RNA of Equus quagga, 5028 nucleotides long. RefSeq names its product chromodomain helicase DNA binding protein 1 like (gene CHD1L). The transcript has 25 exons. Gene Ontology annotation, biological process: DNA repair; chromatin remodeling. Gene Ontology annotation, molecular function: ATP-dependent chromatin remodeler activity; ATP binding; DNA helicase activity. The record is from RefSeq and is a predicted model, not a curated record. Gene Ontology annotation, cellular component: nucleus. Bases 441 to 2969 code for a protein of 842 amino acids. Lineage: Eukaryota; Metazoa; Chordata; Mammalia; Perissodactyla; Equidae.
GCUCCAUGGAGCGCGCGAGCGCCGCGACCCCCGGGGGCUACGUGCCCGGCUUUUUGCUGGCCCUUCAGACCAAGAGCGGAGCCGAGGCGCCGCGGGCGCUGGUGCAGGAGCAGGAAUUAAGGCAGUGGGGCCUGACAGCCUUUUCCUAGAAUCUUCGAAGCUUGAAACUUGCAUUCCCCUGAGGUCUGCAGGCAGCGAGCCUGACUGCAUCUCCUGCGGAUGGAGAGACCCGGGUCCUGUUUGCUGACCUGCGCUUGAAUCCCCACCUAACGUCUCCGGUCCUUGUUUUCUUCAUAAAAUGGAGCACGCAGUGCGUGCCUUGACUGUGUGACAGAACAUUGGACAACAGUAGGAUUCAUCUACACUCUUACCAGCUUGAGGGAGUCAACUGGCUGGCUCAGCGCUUCCAUUGUCAGAAUGGCUGCAUCUUGGGAGACGAGAUGGGCCUGGGGAAGACCUGCCAGGCUAUUGCUCUCUUCAUUUACUUGGCAGGAAGACUGAAUGAUGAAGGGCCAUUCCUGAUUCUUUGUCCCUUGUCUGUUUUAAGCAACUGGAAAGAAGAGAUGGAAAGAUUUGCUCCAGGUCUUUCCUGUGUCACAUAUGCAGGUGACAAGGAGGAGAGAGCCCACCUACAGCAAGACCUGAAACAGGAGGCUUGUUUUCAUGUACUGCUAACUACCUAUGAGAUUUGCUUGAAAGAUGCAUCAUUUCUAAAAUCCUUCCCUUGGAGUGUUCUUGUUGUAGAUGAAGCUCACAGAUUGAAAAACCAAGGCUCCUUGCUGCAUAAGACACUUUCAGAGGAUUAUUAUCCCCUUAUAGUUGAAACCGAAGAGGUGUAUUUCCAACAUCAAACAAGUAGUGUACAACUUGAAUUAGUCUUCAGUCUCCUGUUGACCGGAACUCCCAUCCAGAACAGCCUCCAAGAGCUCUACUCUCUCCUGAGUUUUGUGGAGCCUGAUCUCUUUUCCAAGGAGCAGGUGGAAGAUUUUGUUCAGCGUUACCAGGAUAUUGAGAAAGAGUCUGAGUCAGCAAGUGAACUACACCAGCUCUUGCAGCCAUUUCUGCUGAGGCGAGUGAAAGCUGAGGUAGCUACAGAGCUUCCCAAGAAGACGGAAGUAGUGAUAUACCAUGGCAUGUCAGCAUUGCAGAAGAAAUAUUACAAGGCCAUUUUGAUGAAAGACCUAGAUGCAUUUGAAAAUGAGACAGCAAAGAAAGUUAAACUUCAGAAUGUCUUGUCUCAGCUUCGAAAGUGUGUGGAUCACCCUUACUUGUUUGAUGGUGUGGAACCAGAGCCUUUUGAAAUUGGAGACCACCUGAUUGAGGCCAGUGGGAAACUUCACCUGCUGGAUAAGCUGCUGGCAUUCCUGUAUUCCAGGAGCCAUCGAGUUCUACUUUUCUCCCAAAUGACCCAGAUGUUGGAUAUUCUCCAAGACUAUAUGGAUUAUAGAGGCUACAGCUAUGAGCGUGUGGAUGGUUCUGUGAGAGGAGAAGAGAGACACCUGGCCAUUAAGAACUUUGGACAGAAGCCCAUUUUUAUUUUUCUCCUCAGUACUAGGGCAGGUGGAGUUGGCAUGAACUUAACGGCAGCAGAUACCGUUAUUUUUGUUGACAGUGAUUUCAAUCCUCAGAAUGACUUGCAAGCAGCUGCCAGGGCUCACCGAAUUGGCCAGAACAAGUCUGUGAAAGUCAUUCGGCUGAUUGGCCGAGACACCGUGGAAGAAAUAGUCUGCAGGAAAGCAGCCUCAAAACUGCAGCUCACCAACACGAUCAUAGAAGGAGGCCAUUUCACUCUGGGUGCCCAGAAACCCGCAGCUGACGCGGACCUGCAGUUGAGUGAGAUACUCAAAUUUGGUUUGGAUAAACUGCUGUCCUCUGAGGGGAGCACCAUGGAUGAUAUAGACCUGGAGUCUAUCCUGGGAGAAACAAAAGAUGGUCAGUGGGUCUCUGAUGCCUUGCCUACAGCAGAAGAAGGAAGCAGAGAACAAGAGGAAGGAAAAAACCAUAUGUACUUAUUUGAAGGUAAAGAUUAUUCUAAGGAGCCUAGUAAAGAAGAUAGACAAUCAUUUAAGCAACUGGUAACUCUUCAGAAAACCCUUCUGGAGGAAACUAGUCAAGAGGGCCGGUUACUUCGAAAUAAAGGCAGUGUUCUCAUCCCAGGCCUUGUGGAGGGCUCUACCAAGAGGAAGCGGAUUCUGAGCCCAGAAGAGCUGGAGGACAGGAGGAAGAGAAGACAAGAAGCAGCAGCCAACAGAAAGAGACUAAUGGAGGAGAAGAAAAGGAAAAAGGAAGAAGAGGAACAUAAGAAAAAGAUGGCCUGGUGGGAGUCCAACAGUUACCACUCCUUCUGCCUGCCUUCCAAGGAUAGCGAACCAGAGGACCUAGAGGAUGGGGAAGAUGAGAGCCCUGUCCAUCUGGAUUAUGAAGACCCAGACUCGACCUCCAUCAACUAUGUUAGUGGUGACGUCACCCACCCACAAGCUGGGGCAGAGGAUGCUGUCAUCGUGCACUGCGUAGAUGAUUCUGGCCGCUGGGGCCGAGGUGGUUUAUUCACAGCUCUGGAAACACGAUCUGCUGAGCCAAGAAAAAUAUAUGAGCUGGCUGGGAAAAUGAAAGAUUUGAGUUUGGGAGGUGUCCUUUUAUUUCCUGUUGAUGAUAAAGAGUCAAGAAACAAAGGGCAAGAUUUGUUGGCCUUGAUUGUGGCUCAGCAUCGUGAUCGCUUCAACGUCCUGUCUGGCAUUAAGAUGGCAGCCCUAGAAGAAGGCCUGAAGAAGAUAUUUUUAGCAGCAAAGAAAAAGAAAGCAAGUGUCCAUCUUCCACGCAUUGGACACGCCACGAAAGAUUUUAACUGGUAUGGUACUGAGCGACUUAUUCGGAAACACUUGGCUGCAAAAGGCAUCCCAACUUACAUAUAUUACUUUCCUAGAAGCAAGGCUGCUGUUUUUCCUUCACAGUCCUCACAUUCCUCCUAAGGACAGCUGGUGCCUUUGCAGUCGGUCCAGCAUCGGCUUCCGCCUUCAGCAAUCAGCUAAGAAGAUACUUGCUCAGAGCUACUGUAAUAGAGUAUUUCAGAAAGGUCUCAGGAUCUGGUGGACCUCUAAGAUGCUGUUUUUUGAAUUCUCAUUUUGUUCUCCUGGAUGUGUUACUCUGAUUUGGUACCUGUAAUACAGGGAUGUACAACUUAUUCAGGGAAGUCUUUUGGCAGCUUGCCAGGGUCCCAGUUUGCAUAGCUAUUUGCAUAAUAAUUUUUCUAUCUCUAAUGGUUUCAUUGCUUUCUUUCCUGCCUAUCAGACUGAUUUCUUUAGAGAGGGGAAGGCUAUAUAGAUUAAGAAGAAAUGAAAGGUAACAGGAGACCAGGGUGGCUCUGGGAGAAGGAAGCACCUUCGGCCAAUUCAUGCCUUGAAAAGACAGUGCUCUGAGGGGCAGAGGCUGAGAAGUGAAAGUCCUCAUCCAGACAACUGGAGCCUGUCCUGCCGUUCUUUUUGCACUGCUCAGCAUCAAGAUCUAGAAGAACACACAUUGGCCUAGAGGGCUGUCAGAUGUGACUUUAGAGAAACCAGAUCUCCUUUCCCCUUCCCGCCCAGUACAGUUUGGCCGCAAGAAAUUAGGCAAUCGUGGAAAUAGCACGAAGCUGACAGAGAAUGUCAGAUUGGGGAGGGCAGUGGGCUGAGGACCUCCAGAGAAGGAGUCAUGGGGGGAGACACUAUGUAAGCUGUGGCUUUUCACCCUUUUGUACGUGAAGUUUCAGUCUUGGCCAACCAUCCUCAACCAGCCUGAUUUCUGCUGCUUUGAGGCCCUCCACACCUGGAGUGCUUUGGAGGCCUCUUCAGAAGCCUCAGCCCUAGGCCAUUGAUUCAGGGAACUUGACUACUUACUGGUGGACUCAGAGCCCAGACCAUGACCUUCUAAGGAAGGCGGUACCUUUAGCACCUGGAUUGUACUGUUCUGUUUGACUCCCUCCCCAGCACCUCACCCUUCAACAAUUUAGCAUCUGUGUUGAAACACUGUUAGACCCUAAAGUCAUGAUUCCUUAAUUUUUUCCCCUAAGACUUCUUACUUUCAUUUUUACUGGCUCCUAUCUGCUACUCUUAGCACCAGGCCUCUAUACAUAGGUUAUUAUAAUAACUUUAACCUCUUGAUUAGCAUCUUAAGUCUCUCCUACAACUAGAAGCAGAUUGGAACUCCAAAAAGGGAAAAGGUAGUGAAACCUAACGUAAUGCACAGGUAAGUUGCCGUGCCUUCAAAAGCAGCCAAAGUCCAGAGAGGUGGGAUAUCAGCAAAUGCCAAGAAGACUUGGUUGUCCAAAGCUGCGUACCCUCCUGAAAAGCCGUACUCACUUCUGACAACAGGGAGCAAAGGGCUUGCUGUGGGUGUUUCUGAACAUCUGAGAGAAGCCUCAGAGCAGGAAACUCACUCCCAAGGGGAGCACAGCUGACUUUUUCAGGGGCUUGGUGUUUUUGAGGAGAGAAGGGCCUCUCUGUCCCCCGUGCUCCAGCCACAUGGGCUUUCCUCUGAGUGGAGGCCCUGGGCCGUGAAUCUGUUUCCUGGUCAGCUGAACAAAACAACCCAGAAGGAGAUCAGAAAACUCACAUAGCACAUUCUCCCUUAAACGCAGGGUCACCUGUUGGUAACAGCCUCCCACUUUCCUUGUCUACCUCUCUUAGCUCUUCAGAGUCAAGAAACACUGCCCUACUGUAUCUCUCUAGUCGUUCAUAUCUUUUAUAAUCCUGUCACCCUUCCCAUUCAAGGACUGUCAUUCUCUGGGAAAGAAGAAUGAGAGAAGCUACCUAUUCAGUUUAUCCCGAGGAGUUUUUGUUCUGUUACUUCCACAGCAGCCCUCCCCUCUGAGGAGGCUACAGUGGAGUCAAGAGGACAAUACAAGAUUUUAUUCACUGAUGAGCUUUUGUGAAGAAGUUUGUGCCCUAAACACCAAUAUAAAAACCCUGCUUAUUGAGAUAGUGAAGAACUUGUCUGUUGAAACUUAUAUAUAUAUAUAUAUACACACACACACACACACACACAAUCUUACAU